Molecule: messenger RNA, 2251 nt
Organism: Triticum aestivum (bread wheat)
Lineage: Eukaryota; Viridiplantae; Streptophyta; Magnoliopsida; Poales; Poaceae
Exons: 2
Coding region: 195-2060 (621 amino acids)
Molecular function (GO): zinc ion binding; nucleic acid binding
Source: RefSeq, a predicted model, not a curated record
CUCACCCCCUUCCACCUAGCAAAACCACCGCCACUUUAGGAUGGCUCAGGAAAGAUCUAGCUCGUUCGGGAUGUUUUUCUCCCUCUGAUUUAUUCCCGGUCAAGCAUCUCCGCCUGUUUGAUCCUCCUCCGACGCAGCUCAAGAUCAUCAGGGAGGGGAUUGGGGCGGGAUCCAAGUCCUUUGCACAGACUGUCAUGGCGGACAAGAAUACGCCGCCGGGGGGGCUGAAGCAACGCGGCCCGGCUCCGCCGAAGAUCCCGGGGCAUCGCCAAGCCACGGGGGGUGCGCGUCCUGCUGCUGCGCCUGGUAAAGGUGAUGCCCCUCCUACACAAACUACCGUCGCUGUGCCACCGCCACCGAUCCCUCCUACCCCACCGGUGCAAGUCUUCGACGAGCGUUACAAGGAUAUGGUUUGCUUUACCUGUGGAGGCCCUGGCCACUACGUUGGUAAUUGCAUCCAGAAGAAAGCUUGCUUCAUCUGUGGAUUGGAGGGUCACAAUGUCAAUAAUUGCGCAGCCUGGGCGCAACCUCAUCCAGUUGCCACUUUCUUUGGGAGUUCUGCUCUGGGACUGGGGUUCUAUCACAUCGACGCUCCUGUGGGUAGAGAAGCAAGUUGGCUGAACUUCAGGAACUGCGGAGAAGUUUGGAUCAUGAAAGGCGAAAUCAACAAGUCAGAUCUAGUUAAGAAUCUUUCUGGUAUAUUUUGCAAAAACAAACAAUGGACGUGGCAGAUCAGGCCACUGUCAGAGAAGAAGUUCCUGGUCAGAUUCCCACCCUGGAAAGAUGUUGAAGAACUGAUUGAAUUUCCUGCCUUUGAUCUGCCCAUCGAUGGAGUGUCUGUGUCUGUGGAAAAGUGGACCGGUUCAAUUGACCCAUUCAGCGAGCUUAUUGAAGCAUGGGUAGUUGUUGAGGGUCUGUCAUCCAAAUGGUGCACAUGGAAAGUCCUAUCUCAAAUUGCUUCCUGCUUUGGAAUCCUUGUGGAUGUAGAUUGGAAUGGUCUGAUGAAGAGCUUCUAUGAGAAAGUGAGGGUCAAAAUUGCUUGUAGGGACCCAGCUAAGAUCCCUUUCGAAAGGAUUAUGGAGAUGAGGAAAAAACUCUAUAUCUUAUCCUUUACUGUGGAAGGUUUUGACCAGAUAGGGGCUGAUGAUCCUAAUGAUGAUGAUGGACCUACUGACAUAGCUGUGGAUGAUGACAACAAGGUUUUUGAUGAGGAGGAACUGAAUAAAGACAUCCUGGAUGAUGGAGAGGAACCCAUAGAUGACCUAGACCUUGCCAACAGAGCCCCCACAAAAACUCCAGCUGGGAAGAAAGCGACUGAUGAUGGUGCUACAUUCCAUCCCCUUGCUCUGUUGGAGGCAUGCAUCUCUCCUGUGAGAGCUAAUAAGAAGACUGAAGAAGAAACUGUGGCCCAGAGCAUGUGCUCUUCGAUACCCUUCUCUGAGGCAAUCAAAAUCCUUAGCACUUCCCACAACAAAGCAAAUGAGGUCAGUAUGCUUGCUGCAUCGUCAAGUGGUGAAGCAGCUAUCACUUCCCCAGUGUCUGCUCAAAAAAUAUACUGUUCUGGUAUGCUAGAAGAACUGGAAGACUCUACUUCUGAUACUGACAGUGAAUCUGUUGAACCUGAUGAGGAAAUAGUUACUGUUGAAGCUCCAAUAGCUAGUGGCUUGAAGAUAAUGGAAUUUAUGGAGAAAACCAAGGAAAGGGCUACACCCAAGAACAAGUGGGGCCCGGUGGUUGCUCCAAGACUGAGCUCCAGGGUCCACAACAGGCAAAAUAUCAUGGAGAAAGCUGCAGCUUACAAGAUGAAACAAAACCUGGAAAUCCCCCCUACAUUUAAAAGGCGCGCCGUGGACAAGCACCCGUGCAAUCUUGGCAAGGAUCAGCUCAUCGCUACAUCAAUGGAAGAUUCUCUGUGUGGGCGACCAAUCGGUGCUGCUGAGAAGAUGCAUUCAACUCCUGGAUCGGCGAAGAGGCGAGCUGCUCAGGAUUGCGUGGGCAUUGGGCUGAGAGCUUGCGUGAAGAGGACCCGAGACGAGGCGCCGAAGGCUCAUUCAGAGUGAAGGAAUGUGGUUGCGCAAAAAAAAAAUGAACGAUCCCCUGCAUAUCGUGGAAUGCCUCUGUCUUGGGUCGGGCGAGGGCUGUAGUCAGUCUGUUCUGUUAGUAGGCACUUUCCAUUUCGGCAGUUUUUGCUUUAGCUAUGUCGCGCGAAUUUGAACCUUUUAGGCCGUAGUUUUCUCCUGCUUUCAAUUUA